Messenger RNA from Lutra lutra (Eurasian river otter), 4441 nucleotides. RefSeq names its product solute carrier family 2 member 12 (gene SLC2A12). The transcript has 5 exons. The record is from RefSeq and is a predicted model, not a curated record. Lineage: Eukaryota; Metazoa; Chordata; Mammalia; Carnivora; Mustelidae. Gene Ontology annotation, biological process: transmembrane transport. Bases 172 to 1893 code for a protein of 573 amino acids. Gene Ontology annotation, cellular component: membrane. Gene Ontology annotation, molecular function: transmembrane transporter activity.
GGCAAAGCCUUCGGAAAUAGAAACAAAGUUGGUUACAAAUCACACUGUGUUUUUUUUUUUUUUUUCCCACCCUUCUUUAGCAGGCGACCAUGGGGAAAGUGACCACUGCCGUCAGAGCGGGCAGCCCGGGUGGCUCGGGGCCGCGGGGGCGCCUGUAACUUCUACGCGACCAUGGUACCUGUUGAAAACAGCGAGGGCCCCGGGCUGCUGAGCCCCGGGAGGAGAGCGGCCGAGACCGAGGGCAGCGGCGCAGCCGGCGGCAGCCGGCAUCCUCCCUGGGCCAGAGGUUGCGGCAUGUUUACUCUCCUGUCAUCUGCCACAGCUGCUGUCAGUGGCCUCCUGGUGGGUUAUGAACUUGGGCUCAUCUCUGGGGCCCUUCUUCAGAUAAGAACCUUAUUAGCCCUAACCUGCCAUGAGCAGGAAAUGGUUGUGAGCUCCCUCCUCAUCGGGGCCUUUCUGGCUUCCCUCACUGGAGGGGUCCUGAUUGACAGGUCUGGAAGAAAGGCUGCCAUCAUCUUGUCAUCCUGCCUCCUUGGCCUCGGAAGCCUAGUCUUGAUCCUGAGUUUAUCUUACACAGUUCUCAUAGUAGGCCGCAUUGCUAUAGGGGUUUCCAUUUCGCUCUCUUCAAUUGCCACGUGUGUUUACAUCGCAGAGAUCGCUCCACAACACAGAAGAGGUUUUCUUGUGUCCCUGAAUGAGCUGAUGAUUGUCACUGGCAUACUCUUCGCCUACAUUUCAAAUUACGUGUUUGCCAGUGUUACCCAUGGAUGGAAAUACAUGUUUGGCCUUGUUAUUCCCUUGGGAGUUUUGCAGGCAAUUGCAAUGUAUUUUCUUCCUCCAAGUCCCCGGUUUCUGGUGAUGAAAGGACACGAGGAAGCUGCUAGCAAGGUUCUCAGAAAGUUGAGAGGCAUCUCAGAUACAACGGAGGAACUCGCUGUAAUAAAAUCUUCCCUGAAAGAUGAGUAUCAGUAUAGUUUUGGGGAUCUGUUUCGAUCAAAGGACAACAUGAGGACCCGGAUAAUGAUAGGCCUGACACUGGUAUUUUUUGUGCAAGUCACUGGUCAGCCAAACAUACUAUUCUAUGCAUCAACUGUUUUGAAGUCUGUUGGGUUCCAAAGCAAUGAGGCAGCCAGUCUUGCCUCCACGGGGGUUGGAGUUGUCAAGGUCAUCAGCACCAUCCCUGCCACUGUCCUUGUAGACCAUGUUGGGAGCAAAACCUUCCUCUGUAUCGGCUCCUCUGUGAUGGCAGCUUCAUUGGUGACCAUGGGCAUCGUGAAUCUCAACAUCCCCAUGAACUUCACCCGUAUCUGUAGAAGCCAUAGCCCUAUCAACAAGUCCCUGGAUGAGUCUGUGUUUUAUGGGCCAGGAAAUCUGUCAGCCCGUGAUGACACUCUUAGAGAACUCUUUAAGGGGAUGACUGCCCACACCAGAAACUCCCUAAUGCCCACGAAAAAUGAUGUGGAUAAGAGAGGGGUGACGACCUUUCCAAGUGCUGGACUGAGCCAAGCUGAAUACCAGACAGUCACAGACCCUGCGGACAUCCCAGCUUUCUUGAAAUGGCUUUCCUUAGCCAGCUUGCUUGUUUAUAUUGCUGCUUUUUCAAUUGGUCUAGGACCAAUGCCCUGGCUGCUCCUGAGCGAGAUUUUUCCCGGUGGAAUUAGAGGACGAGCCAUGGCUUUAACUUCUAGCAUGAACUGGGGCAUCAAUCUUCUCAUCUCUCUGACAUUUUUGACUCUGACCGAUCUCAUUGGCUUGCCGUGGGUUUGCUUUAUAUACGCAAUCAUGAGCCUCGCAUGCCUGGCUUUUGUCGUUGUGUUUAUACCCGAGACAAAGGGACGCUCUUUGGAACAAAUAUCAGUGGAGCUGGCAAAAGCGCACCCAACACUGUACUAAGAAAGAACUGAGGACAUAGGAGACAAGGAGUCCCCAGCUGCUUCUGUCGAGGAGGCAGACAAGAAAAUACAGAGUAUCACAAAUAUUUCCCAUUGUUGGCAAGCACGAAGGAAAAUCACAUAUAUUAGAGGAUGUCAUUUAUAACGUCUUCCUGAGGGAGAGAAUACCGAAGCAGAAUCCUGAAGGAGUGAUCUGGGCAAAGAGGAGUAUGUGGGAGUCAGAGGAGAAUCACACUCAGAGGCCAGUGUGCUCACUGGUGGGGUCUGAAGAGGACAAGUUCUGGGUUGGGGAUCGAGAGAUGAGUCCAGAGCACAUGGCAGAGAGCAGUCAGGAAGGGUCUCGUCUGUCUUGGUAAAGAGUUUGAAUUUAUGCUGAAGGCAGUGGGGUUAUAUUUAAAACAGCAGGGCAGGGGAUAAAAGUUACCUGAUUUUUUACGGAGGACUCUGGCAAAAUAUAGAGAUUGGAAGGGGGGCUGCUGAGUGAGGGAGACCAAUGGGAGUCUUGUGAAGAAAUGGGGUAGAAAACUACGGGGCUGGAUGACGUGCACAAAUGAAAUUAGAUGACUUGGAGCUGGAUUGGAAAAGACAGUUGAGGGAAAAGAGAAAAUCAGGAUCUUUCUCAAGAAUAGAGAACUAACCCCAUAUACAAUGGGGACAUCCACCAAAGUAAGACAAGAAGGAGGAAGAGCAGGCUUGGGAGGCUGGAGUCUGGUGGGGGCUCCCGUAGCACACUGAGUUCAGUUUGUGCGUACUGUCUGUGGGUUCCUAUAGGACACACAAGGGGAAGGAAGAAAAGACCAGUGUGCAUUGGAAACUGGUCCUGGACAUAUCAGUGUGUAGAAAGAAGUGUGUAUGAAAUCCGGGGCAGACCCACAUUUUGUGCAGCCUAAGCUUUUCAGGGCCUUGUUGAAGAAAAAAAAAAUACAAAUUAUGAAUGCAAAAUUAGGUGUGACUGUGUGUGUCUUAGAAGAGGCUGUGAAGUGAGGGGCCCUGGGGUUGAAGUGUCAUUGGCCUUAUGGUAGGUCCAUCUUGAGCAUAUGCACUUUUUAACUACCUGUUUAUUAGCUGAGGGAGUGAAAUUUCUUUAAAAAUAAAGGUUUGCUAAAAUUCUUGUGAACAACACUAAUUGCAAAGUUGAGCUGGAGAGAAAGCAAUUAUGAAUGAGCUGAACAAAACGAAGGACCUACUUACUCUAUUAUCACUCCCUAUUGCAUUCUUUUUAAAAAAAAGUCUAACUCGAAACCGGAAUGAAUAAAUAAUUUGGAAUUAAGGUUAAGAAACUUUCAGGUCUAUUUUUCAUAUGGGGCUGUUGGAAUGUAUCAAAUUGCCAACCAAAUAAAAAUAUGAGGACAAAACUUGAGAAAAGCCAAUCUUUCUAUCUAGUAGACCCCCAGAAUAAGACAUUCCUUAGCAACCUAUCAUUUGGCUACCUAAAAACUCAGCAAAACUUAUUCAGAAACGGGGUGGGGAAGGACUCUGUCUAAAUUAGUAAAACUCUGAGUUAUGAAAUGUUUUUGAAAGAUUCACAUUUCUGUGACUUUUGAGUCAUGCGGUUACUCAAAUUUAAAUCCAAACCUUCAGUGAUAAAUUGCAAAGUAAGGGAAAUCGGAAAGCCAAAAUCCUGGUCACCCUAGAUGUACCACACGGGUGCUGGGUGUUGAAGAACAAGAGUAGAUACGAGGUCUGAUACAGAGAAUUAUAAAGGGUGGGGGGCACAGAGUAAUCCUGCAGGUAAAAUUCCCAGCGGCAGUGAAGGCAUCUACCAGGGUGUGAGUUGUGGAGCAGAGAGGAAACCGUUGCUCUCAGAAACCUUGGCUGACUCCUAUUUCUGUAGUACUAUAGAAUAAAUUUUUUUUAGAUUUUAUUUUUUUAUUUGAGAGAGAGAGAAAGCAUAAGUAGGUGGAAGGGCAGGGAGAGAAGGAGAAGCAGUGUCCCUGCUGAGGCUUGAUCCCAGGACACUGAGAUCAUAACCUGAGCCAAAGGCAGACGCUUAACUGACUGAGCCACCCAGGUGGCUUUUUUUUCUUUUAACUUGGAAAUGUAAGUAGCCUGAAUUUUGUCAGCUGUCUAAAGUAAGUAUGGAGUAUGUAUGUUAAAGCCGGUUCCCAGCAGGAAAAUGUCAGAGACAAAAAUAAAAGGAAGAUAAAAUCCGUGAUGGUAUUGAGAAGUUAUGCAAUCAGCUCAGUGCACUCAGGUGGGCUGGAAGCCCAGGGAGCUCGCUGGCAGGCGGGAGCUGAAGUGAGCUCGGAGACUGUGCUAAGGGAGUCUUCACAAAUUUAGGAGUUAAUGAAGAAAAUGAGUCCAAUUUUGUCACCAGGGAAAGAGAGGGUCCUGACAUGUAUAGUCCAACGACUCCCUAAGAAGGAAGAAAGGAAAUGAUUUCUAAUGUGAAAAUAACUUCAAAGGUGAUAUUACAGUGUUGCUUAACAUUUUCCUUUCUCAUUCCAUAUUUUUAUGGGGCGUCUGGGUGGCUCAGUGCAUUAAGCCUCUGCCUUCAUCUCUGGUCAUGAUCUCGGGGUCCUGGGAUCAAGCCCCGAAUCGGGCUCUUU